This is a messenger RNA of Diaporthe citri, 1200 nucleotides long. RefSeq lists its product as uncharacterized. The coding region runs from base 1 to 1200 and encodes 399 amino acids. Gene Ontology annotation, molecular function: GTP binding; GTPase activity. Lineage: Eukaryota; Fungi; Ascomycota; Sordariomycetes; Diaporthales; Diaporthaceae. The record is from RefSeq and is a predicted model, not a curated record. The transcript has a single exon. Gene Ontology annotation, cellular component: mitochondrion.
AUGGCAUCAAUAUUAACAGAAACAGCUGCGAACACAGCCAAGGCCGCCUUCUCAUCCGCCACCCUCACAUCCGCCGCCCCUUUCACUCCCCGGAAAACCUUCGACGUCUCCUCUUCAAUAGUCCGUUCAUACUUUCUCGGACAUCAUCAUGCCGCUCUGUCGCGUAUGCGCCGCACUCUUUCUAACGUCGGCCUGGUCAUCGAGUGUCGGGACAUGCGGGUCCCCCUGACCUCCUGGAACCCCCUCUUGGAAUCCACCCUCAUGUACGGCAACUCCCUCAACUUCGGCCGGGGAGGCGACAAAGGCUUUGUUCCUGGUAGCAGCAGCGGGGCCUGCCGCGCACGCAUCAUCGUUUAUACGCACAAGGACCUCCUGCCGGGCGCUGAGGCGCACAGGAUAGCCCAGACACUAGCCGCCUUCCACGAGAAACAUGGGGCAGGCAACACCUCCGUGUUAUUCCAUGGCGCUGGGAACGAGAGCAAGGGCACCAAAGAUCUGCUGAAAGAAAUCAAGCGCGUAGCAAAAGACGACGAGAGCAUCACGGGCCUGCGAGCACUGGUGGUCGGCAUGCCCAACGCAGGCAAGUCAUCACUCCUCAACCGCCUGCGGUCACAGGGCAAGCCAACUCGGGGUGGUGCCUCCAAGGUCGCCAAGACGGGCUCCGAGCCGGGCGUCACGCGGAAGCUCGGCACGCCGGUGCGAAUCAUCGCCGGGGAUGACAACUCGGAGGGUGUCUUUGUCCUGGACACGCCGGGAGUGUUCAUCCCGUACGUGCCGGACGCCGAGGCGAUGCUCAAACUCACGCUCGCGGGCUGCGUCAAGGAUGGGCUUAUCUCGUGGGUCACCGUCGCCGACUAUCUCCUCUUCCAUCUCAACCUAUUUGACCCAACCGGGAAGGUCUACGCUGAGUUCUGCGAAGAGCCCACGAACGAUGUCCAUGAGUUUCUGAAGGGCGUAGCCAGGCGCACGGGGAAGCUCAUGAAGGGUGACGAGGAGUUCUUGGAGGGCGCUGCCGACUGGGUGGUCAGGAGGUGGAGGAACGGCAUGCUUGGACAAUUUGUCUUGGACGAGGUUACCUGGAGCAGCCUCGAGGCGGCAAGGAAGCUGAGCUUGGAGCCGCCGUUGAGUAUGAACCAGGCGAGGAAGCGAGAGAAGGAGGCGAGGAAGGAUAGGGCAUUGGCGAAGCAUGCCCAGAAAUAG